AUGCCAGGCUCUCAGGAGGCGAGUCUGGAUGAGAACGCUGUGAUCCUGCCGGUAAAGCCGUCUUCCCCGGAGUUCCUCUACUCUGAGCGAGAGCGCCAGUCGGUGGAGAAACUCUUGUGCGAAGGUCCCAAAGCUUUCUACAACUCCGUCGGCGCAGGGCUCUUUGGCUCCUUCUUGUCUCCUGAUGAAGUGGGCGAGAUAACAAGCUGGGUUAAGGACUUUCAUUUUACUCCCCUGCAAAAGAAGGAGAACGGUGGGACUGCUGACCCGCAUGAAGAGGACCUUACAUCCUCCUACUUCCCAUCCUACUCGGACGCGCCGGUUCCAGGUUUGGAGCUGGGCUGGCCCGAGGCGCCUUGGGUCCGCAUGGAAAAUGUGUCAGUCUACACAAACCCCCCUGCCGAGGGAGGACCUCCCAUCAGAGAGGUCAUCCGGCGACAUCUGCAGAAGGCCAGCCAAGUACUUGGCAUUGUGACAGACCGGCUGACAGACAGCACCAUAAUUGGGGAUUUACAUGGUGCAGCCUCCAGGGGUGUCCCAGUUUACAUCAUUCUGAACCAAAGGACUAGUGAGGAGAAGUACACAUUCCAAAGGCUGGGACAUCCGAACAUUCGAGUUCGUCUUCUUGGAGGUAAAAGCUUCUGUUCAAGGAAGGGGAAGAUGAUGGUUGGGGAGUUGAAAGACAAAUUUAUACUGGUGGAUUUGGUGACAGUCAUUCAUGGCAAUUACAGCCUCACAUGGACUGAUGCUCACUUACACAGGCACAUAAUCUCUGUGAUCAACGGCUCAGCUGUUGACAGCUUCGACAAAGAGUUUCGGAUGCUGUUUGCUGCAUCGGCCCCAGUUCCUAACCUGUGGGAGUACGCUGUUCCCCAUGUAGACAUGACUAAGGCGCGAAACGAUUUCACCGACCCAAGCCCCCCAAGACACUUCCACAUCAAACAUGAGAUCCUCAACCCUCCUUCUCCACCGAUGGACACCAACCUGGAUUGGGAAGCCAUGGGCGUCAUCCCCAGAGGCACCUACCCAGAUAGUCUUGAAGAGGGGGGAAUUGUCGCGACGAGGGAAACACGGCGUGUAAAGCCUGAUCCCAACCUGGAUGACAUCAGCACCACCAUAGAAAACAAAGCUGCCUCAAGAAAGCCCUUAAUCUUGAAGGUGCCGCAGUCGGAGAGCUUUAGCUCACUAAGUGACCUAAUGAAACGAUUCACGACAAAACAAAACAAGGUGGAUCUGUUCAGCAGAGGCUCCAGGAACAGCAUGACAGACAUCACGCAGUCCAUGAUGGACCUCCGCGAGGAUGCACCCGACGCAGGGCGAGCUCCUGAUGAGAGGAGAUUCUCGAUGUCAAGAAUCAAUGACAAAAGUUAUGACCAAGACCAAAUGACACCGGGUUUAAUCCUGAUGAAGAGGAGGAAUGACGUAGUAAGUUCGGCCCUGCAAAGAAUUCCGAAGACCUUUCUGCCCGGAGAUCGACUUCGCAGUUCUGGCCUUGAUUUGAACUGGAAGCCUCUAAAGGAAAGCAAAGAAGAGGGAGACAAAUGA
Nerophis lumbriciformis (worm pipefish) is the source of this 1545-nucleotide messenger RNA. Lineage: Eukaryota; Metazoa; Chordata; Actinopteri; Syngnathiformes; Syngnathidae. The record is from RefSeq and is a predicted model, not a curated record.